UUGCUUGCCUGCGCGUCUGGAUUUGCCCAUCCAGCAGAACCCAAACGCGGAAAUUUUGUGAGCAAUAUAGAGAUGAGUUUGUGGUGUGAGUCAAAACAGAUCUGCUAGGGAAAAAAUAGCCACACCAAAUCCAUUGGUCUACAGACAUAAAGGUUCUGGAGGUCUUUCAUACACAUCAAUCGCACAUCCUCUCUCUGACUUCCGGAGAAAUCAUCUUGAGAGAGUGAUCAAUAAGAUUUGAGAGUGUCCAUCUGGGCCAGUGUCGCCGCCGGACAAAAUGUCUAUCAGCUUCCCGAAGGAGGAGGAGGCGGUCAUCGCCAGAUGGCGUGAGAUCAAUGCUUUCGAGAGACAGGUCGAGCUCUCUCAAGGCCGUCCUCUGUAUACCUUCUACGAUGGUCCCCCUUUCGCCACUGGACUUCCUCACUAUGGCCACCUGCUCGCUUCUACCAUCAAGGACAUCAUCCCCAGGUAUUGGUCCAUGAAGGGUUACCAUGUUGAGAGGCGGUUCGGGUGGGAUACUCACGGCCUGCCUAUUGAACAUGAGAUCGACAAGAAGCAUGGAAUCUCCGGCAAAGCAGCAGUUGAAAAGUUUGGCCUUGCCAACUACAAUGAGGAGUGCCGGUCUAUUGUUAUGCGCUACCGCGAAGAAUGGAGGCAUACUAUCGAGCGGUUGGGUCGGUGGAUUGAUUUCGACAACGAUUACAAGACCAUGGACCCCAAAUUCAUGGAAUCGGAGUGGUGGGUUUUCAAACAGCUGUUCGAAAAGGGACAAGUCUACCAGGGCUUCCGUGUGAUGCCAUACUCGACUGUCCUUACCACAGCUCUGAGCAACUUCGAGGCAAACCAAAAUUACCAGGACGUCACAGACCCUGCCGUUGUGGUCUCUUUCCCGCUUAAGUCAGACCCAGAGACUUCCCUGCUUGCUUGGACGACAACACCGUGGACAUUACCCUCGAACCUUGGCCUUGCAGCACACCCUGAUUUCGAAUACGUCAAGAUUCGCGACGAAAAGUCCGGCAAGAACUACAUUCUUCUAGAAAAAUUGAUGGGAACUUUGUACAAGGAUCCCAAGAAAGCCAAGUUCCAAAUCCUUCAGAAAAUCAAAGGCAAGGAUAUGCUUGGUUGGGAGUAUGAACCUUUGUUCGACUACUUCUACGAGGAGUUCAAGGAUGUCGGAUUCCGCGUCCUGAACGCCACCUAUGUUACUGACGACGGUGGUGUCGGUAUCGUUCACCAGGCUCCCGCUUUCGGUGAAGAUGAUUACAAUGUUGCAUCUGAAGCAGGAAUCAUCAACGAGAACCGGCCACCAGCAGACCCUGUCAACGAGACCGGCCACUUCACCGACAAGGUUCGCGACUUUGCAGGCAUGCACGUCAAAGAAGCCGAUAAACACAUCAUCAAAUAUCUGAAAGGCACGGGGCGCUUGGUAGCCGACUCACAACUCAAGCACUCUUACCCUAUGUGCCCAAGAUCUGAUACCCCUCUUAUUUACCGCGCCGUUCCAUCAUGGUUUGUGCGCAUUCCAGAGAUCGUACCGAAGAUGCUCGAGAAUAUCGAGACGCAACAUUGGGUCCCAAGUUUCGUCAAAGAGAAACGCUUUGCCAGCUGGAUCGCGAACGCGAGGGACUGGAAUGUGUCGCGCAACAGGUAUUGGGGUACACCUAUCCCGCUCUGGGUCAGUGAUGAUCUUGAGGAGAGGGUAUGUGUUGGCAGCAUUGAGGAGCUCAAGAAGCUCAGUGGUUACGAGGGAGAAAUCACCGAUCUACACCGACACCACAUCGAUCACAUCACCAUCCCCAGCAAGCAGGGCAAGGGCGUUCUGAAGCGUAUUGAGGAAGUCUUUGAUUGUUGGUUCGAGUCUGGUUCCAUGCCUUACGCCAGCCAACACUACCCCUUUGAAAAUGUCGAGAAGUUUGAGAAAUCAUUCCCAGGCGAUUUCAUUGCCGAGGGUCUGGAUCAGACGCGUGGUUGGUUUUACACAAUGCUGGUUCUCGGCACCCAUCUCUUUGGUAUUGCACCAUUCAAGAACUGUGUUGUAAACGGCAUUGUGCUGGCCGAGGACGGAAAGAAGAUGUCGAAGAGGCUCAAGAACUACCCGGCGCCUGACAUCGUCAUGGACAAAUAUGGAUCUGAUGCGCUGCGAUUAUAUCUGAUCAACUCCCCGGUGGUGCGGGCUGAGCCACUUCGUUUCAAGGAGACCGGCGUGAAGGAGGUCAUUCAAAGGGUCCUGCUACCAUUCUGGAACAGCUAUAAAUUCUUCGAGGGACAAGUCGCUCUUUUGAAGAAGGCCGAAGAAAAGGACUAUAUGUGGAACCCCACUGCAGAAUCCUCAAACGAGAACGUGAUGGACCGCUGGAUCUUGGCCAGCUGUCAAAGUCUUCUUGAGUUCGUGAACGAAGAGAUGAGGCAUUACCGACUUUACACUGUCGUCCCCCGCUUACUGGGCCUUAUUGACAACACGACGAACUGGUACAUUCGUUUCAACCGAAAGCGUCUCAAGGGCGAGAAUGGCGUAGAAGAUACCGUACACGCGCUCAACACCCUCUUCGAGGUGUUGUUUACCCUUUGCAAGGGACUCGCUCCGUUCACGCCUUUCAUCACGGAAACCAUCUACCAGAAGCUGGCGCCGUUCAUCCCUAAAGACCUGCCCAAGGAGCUGCAGAGCAGCGACAUGAGGAGUGUUCACUUUUUGCCGUUCCCGACUGUUCGACAGGAGCUGUUUGACCCAGUGGUUGAACGCAAAGUCGGGCGUAUGCAGAAGGUCAUCGAGCUUGCCCGAGUGUCUCGUGAGAGGAGAGCCAUCGGCUUGAAAACGCCACUCAAGACACUGAUCGUUAUCCACCAUAGCCAAGAGUACUUGGACGAUGUAAAAUCUCUCCAGGGCUAUAUUAGCGAGGAGCUCAACAUACGGGAUCUUGUUUUGACGUCAGACGAGGCCAAGUAUGGUGUUCAGUACAGCGCUACGGCUGACUGGCCAGUUCUUGGAAAGAAGCUCAAGAAGGACAUGGCCAAGGUCAAGAAAGCGCUGCCCCUGCUCCAAAGCGAGCAGGUUCACGCAUAUGUGCAGCAGGGGACGAUUGAGGUUGACGGCAUUAAGCUGGAUGCUGGAGAUUUGGUGGUCAAGCGCGGAUUGAGCCCGGCGGCGGAUGGAUCCUCGCAGUACCUCGAGACAAACACAGAUAACGAUGUGCUCAUCAUCCUUGACUGCGAACUCCAUGCUGAUCUUGCAGAUGAGGGUUUGGCACGAGAGAUUAUCAAUCGUGUGCAGAGGCUGCGUAAAAAGGCGGGCUUGGUAGCUACUGAUGAUGUGCGGAUGGAGUACAAGGUGCUGGGAGACCCCGAGACCACCGGCAUCGAAAAGGUUUUCCAGUCGCAGUCGAGCAUGCUAGAGAAAGCCUUGAGAAGACCCAUGGAGGGCGAGGUCGUCGACCAGCCCGAGGACGGUGUCAUUGCAGAGGAGAUGCAAGAAGUCCAGAAGGCUACGUUCAGGCUCCGGUUGCUGAAGCUUUGAUGGGGAGAUACGUCUCUUAACUAGUCUAAAUCCUGUGAAUGGAUGUGCAUGUAAAAGAUGUUGGUGAGACAAAAUAAGAGCAUGCAAAGGCGUGUGAAGACAGUGCCUAAUUGGACCGGAGACUAAGAGUGUUUGUAUCUAAUGGCAGCAAAAGAGAAAGAAAAAAGAAAGUUGCACAACAUCAUUCUAUGUGCCUAAAUCAGAUGCCCAACUCAUCGUGGCUUUUUUGCUGCGGCCUAUUCAGAGGGAAAGUCAGAUAUUGUAUGUA
Messenger RNA from Pyricularia oryzae 70-15, 3779 nucleotides. Its product is annotated as isoleucyl-tRNA synthetase. The transcript has 4 exons. Bases 278 to 3511 code for a protein of 1077 amino acids. The record is from RefSeq and is a predicted model, not a curated record. Lineage: Eukaryota; Fungi; Ascomycota; Sordariomycetes; Magnaporthales; Pyriculariaceae. Gene Ontology annotation, biological process: isoleucyl-tRNA aminoacylation. Gene Ontology annotation, molecular function: isoleucine-tRNA ligase activity; tRNA binding; aminoacyl-tRNA deacylase activity.